UCUUGACUUCAGCUUUGUCUCUCGUUACCACAUGCCUAUAUAAACCCCAAAAUACGAAACCUCUCUUCAGUGUGUGCCCCAAAAUAUCAGGCACACAUGGCUUGCUCCUCCUCCCAACUACCAUCGCCAUCCACCACCGUCGAUGAAACCAGCCCCGCGUCAAUCUCCACCGUCCAUACGGACAUAAUCCAGACCCACAUCCUCACCCGCCUCGACGGCCCCACGCUUGCCUCCGCCGCCUCCACCUCCUCCCAACUCCACGCCCUCGCCUCCCACCACCCCCUCUGGGCCAACAUCUGCCACUCCACGUGGCCCUCCACUUCAACGCCACGUGUCCGCCAAGUCAUCUCCACGUUCCCCGAUGGCGCCUUCUCCUUCUUUUCCGACUCCUUCCCGCUCCUCACCAACCUGGAUGCCGCCGCAACAACUCUCGCGUCGAAUCACGAUCAGGACCGCCCGUGUGAAUUAAUCUCGGCCGUCGAUAUCUACCACCGCGACAAGCUCAUUCUGAGCAAGGUCGUCGAGACGGAGACCGUGACCGGGUGGUUCCGGUGCUCGCCGUUCCGGAUUGACCUGCUGGACCCCAAGGACGUGGUCCCCACCCAAAUCAAGUACCCGGCGGGCCAGGAAUCGGACACGUGUCGCGACCUCGGGGAUGAUCUGACCCUCAGCUGGAUUCUGAUCGACCCGAUCGGACGGCGGGCGAUGAACCUCUCGAGCCACAGGGCGGUGUCGGUGCAGCGGCACUGGCUGAGCGGGGAGGUGCACGCGCGGUUCGCGUCGAUUCUUCCCGGGGAGAAGGGGUCGGCGUCGGAGCAGGUGCAGUGCGGGAUCUUGGUCACGUGCGGGGAGUCGGAGGGAGGUGAGCUGCAGGUGAGGGAGGUGAGCUUGCAGGUGGAGGACAUGGAUGGAAUGCAUUUGAACGGGAGGGAUGGUUUGGUAAUUUUGCAGAGGGCGUUGGAGGGCAGAAAGGGAAGAAAGAAGAGCAGGAGAGAAGAGGAGGGAAAAAAGAGAUACGAAGAGUAUUUAGAGAGGAAGAAGGAAAGGAAAGAGAAGAAGCUGAGGACAGAAGGGACAUUAGAUACUCUGUGUGUGGCUUUUGGGGUAUUGGGGUUUUUCGUCUUCUGGUUAUUUAUUCUGUGCAGAUGAAACUCAAAUUAUUCUUCUUCUUUUUUUCCUGUCAUUUUCUUUCAGCGGUUUAGAAGAAGCAUGUUGAUAGGAAAUAUAUAUAUAUAUAUAUAUAAACAAAAAAAAAGUGUUCACAGCUUUAUUUCUCAUCAAGAAUAUAGAUGUAAAAGGGAUGAGGCUGACACUCACACGACACGGGUUAUGUUGUAUCAUGUAUGAAGAUUCAUGUGGAACGAAAUACAAUACGAAUCAUGUUGUGUUUAA
Messenger RNA from Prunus mume (Japanese apricot), 1392 nucleotides. RefSeq names its product F-box family protein. The record is from RefSeq and is a predicted model, not a curated record. Lineage: Eukaryota; Viridiplantae; Streptophyta; Magnoliopsida; Rosales; Rosaceae. Gene Ontology annotation, molecular function: protein binding.